GGGCUGGAGCCAUGUUUGAUAUGGUCCAUGCGUGAGUGGAGCCGGAGCAGAAGGAAGCUCAUCCGGCCAGCGAGAGAGGGGGACUCGACGGUGAGAGCAUCGGGCUGUGCGUGAGCUGAAGGCGGACACCAAUCUUCACCCACUCGGUGCGCCUAACAUCGUGGACCGACGCUGAGACGACGGCAUUCGUUCUGUUUCCCUGCUGAUCCGAGUUUAAAGAUGUGAUCAGAGUUGGAGGCAGCUGCUCUCCAAUGGUCCUGGACUUCACAUCACUUUUCUAGGAUGUACUUGAUGAAUGUGUCUCCUGUAGUAGCGAGUCAUACAGAAUGGCGAACCUGUGGCCCACUUGGAGGCUAUAGCCUUCCGACCGGCUUCGAUGACUCUGACCAGUCUGCCAGAGGUACCCCCAUCUCUAACAAGGUCCAGAUGAUCAUAGAGAGUCUGAGGAGCACCCAGUCCUCACUCGAGAUGAGCGAUGAGAUCGAGGGUAAUGUGCCACCAGGUCAAGCCUGUAAAAGUGCAGAGGGUUCUUUCGCCGGGGGGCAGACCAAGGCUGGCAGUCCUGCCGUCAAUCAGCUGGUAUGUGCUCCUGUGAAGAACGAGAGCACCGACUCUGAUAGCGAUGAUUCUGUGGACAGAGGAAUCGAAGAAGCAAUAAAGGAAUACCUGAAAGAGAAGGACGGUCACAAGCGCAAGGUGGAGGCCAGUUUUUUCCCGUCCUCCAAAAUACCAAGGCUAAACUCAACUACUGAGAUGAACAACUGCAGCAACGAAGCACUGUCAGCUACUACCAGUCAGAUUUCAAAAUGUCUCUCAGCUGAGACGCCAAACGCACGAGCCUACGUCCCACUGAAGAAGUACAUCAAAAACAAGGCUUCGAUUGAUGACUUCCCGGUUGAUUUCGACUGCAGUAUGAAGUUGCCUUCAGGUGUGAUUAAGAAACCUCCAAAAGCAACCGGCCUUUUAAAACAUGACCCAAGUGAGAAUGAGCCCAGUGAUUCCAGCAGUGAUGACGGCAUCGAGGAAGCCAUUCAAAGAUACCAGAUGGAGAAAAUAGAGCAGCAGAGUAGAGGCGAGUCUUGCAUGCCUCAUGAGUUCACAGACGAGUCCGACUCCACCAGCGAUGAUGGGAUUGAGGAGGCCAUUCGUAGCUAUCAACUUCAGCAGCUCAAGAAGAAGAGCACCACUCAACCUUUGUUGCACACGCAAAAGCUGGGCAGCAGAAAAAAGGGUAAGCUAAAAAAGAAAAGGAACAGGCCAGUCAAAGAAUUCAAGUCAGUUCUACUUCCGCUGGACAAUCCUCUCUCACCCAUGAGCUCUCACCAGGAUGGUAAAGGGACAAGAACACAUCCAUGUAAGGAGCAACCAACCACAGCCCCACUGAAGGCGAACACGACUGCUGAGCUCAUGUGUGCUGAAGCAAUACUGGACAUUUCAAAAACGGUCUUGUCAGGAGCGUUCCAUCACAGCGUUGAACAAAGAAACAACUCACUCCCUGAAUCCGCUCUCCCUGGAUCCGCUCUCCCAUCUCGUUUUCCAGAUAAUUGCCCGGCUGAUGAAAGCGACGGCAGUUCCGUUGACAGUGAAGAUGGCAUCGAGCAAGAGAUCAUGGAGUUUCUGGAGAGAAAGGCCCAAUUGCAACAAAAGCCAGAUAGCUCUUCUUCGGGCAAAGAGCCGCACAGUGUGCAUGAGACAACAAAACAAGAUGUCAACCCAAAGACAUGUCAGAGAUUAUCACUGACACGAAAAAGGAGGCGCAAACAGGAAAACGGUUGCAUCGCCAGCAUGUCAGGCAGCGGUAAUAACCCACAGGCAGCGCCCUCUAAACCUUUACAAGAGCAUAAAACGGAAUCCAGCGCAUUGUUAUUCACCCAGGACAGUCAAGGGCGGAAUGUAGCUGGAUUAAAAGCAGAGAAAAGUGGAGAUAAAAGCAGCUCUCUUGACAGUGACGAAGACCUUGACACGGCCAUUAAGGACUUACUCAAAACUAAAAAGAAAUCAAAGAAAAAAGUGAGGGAUUUGAAACAGAAAUCAAGGAAGGGAGUUAAAGGGGACGAGCUUUCUAAUGCUUCCCAAAUAAACAAGUUAAGACAUGAUGCGACGUCGAAGCAUGGCACUUUGAAAAAGUUAACCAUGGGUAAGAACGGCAUGAAGUUGAAGUCAGAGUUAAGCAAAAACACUUUCUCGGAAACUCGUCUGCAUAAACAUGCGAUUUUAAAGCGUACCGAAAGAACCAAAACGUACAAUAUGACUCAGAAGGACGACAGCAGCUCAGUGGACAGUGAUGACAGCAUUGAGCAAGAGAUCCGAAGGUUUUUGGCUCAAAAGGCUGAAAAUGGUUCCGCAACUGAGGGUGGCAAAUGUGCCAAGGUGUCAAGUGCAAUGGUUGCUGUCCCAAGUCACGGCAAAAACAUUGAGGAAAAUCAGCUGGCUGAAAUUCCGAUUCGCAGCAAAGCGGCGUCCUUGAGUGGCUCAGAGAGCAACCGCCCACAAAUCACGUUGACUAUUCCUCCCUCCCAAAGAUUACUUCUAGGCAACUCCUUACUCAGCAUUGCUGGGCAAUCGAGUCCUGCUCAGUCUGAUGGUGUUUUGGAGCCAGCAGAUGGAGCAGGGGCAGCCAAAUCCGAACAAAGUAGGCAGAGCCCACAGAGUGGCCAGUCCACGAAUGAGACCCCAAAAGCGUCGACCCCCUGUGCUGAUAGAUCUCAGACUAUUAAAUGGCGCCAGAGUUUUGGACUCCCUGUUAAUGACAUCGGCACUUUGAGCCGGACUCCCUUCCACAUUACCUCUCCGAAUAACGUGGGUGGCACUGUAUUGACUGGCCCAUUCCACAGCAGGGCAGCCGGAUCCAAACCCCCACCUCCAUCUCUUGCUUGGUCUUCAGUGAAAACCAGCAGAUCCCCCUUUGGAAUAUCCACGAUUAAAUCCCCGCCCAUCCCACGAGCUGCGUUUUUCAAUCUCCUAUCGGCUCCAAAGGAACGUCAUUCGCCCUCCCUCACCCCAGAUCACAAGCUGCAGAUGACAGAGACUGAGAGCAUGGUUCAUAUCCCUAAAGACAAGAGUGUCUACGUGGAACUGGAAUCGGAUAGAACCAACCAUGUCCAAGUUCGAAGCAGCGAAGAAGGCACGGCUGAAGUAAGCUUGGAGAGAGAGCUAGAGAAGAAUGUAAAGAAAGAAGAGCUAGAUGAAGAAGAGGGUUUUCUAGAUGGAGAUACAGACAACAGCAGGAAGCCAGUGAAGGAGCAGGGCUAUUCCACAUUAUUAAACAACUCCAGUUAUUAGCAUUUCAGAGGAGAGUGAAAGAUUCGCCAGGCUCGUGAAUUGAAGCUCCAAUGGUUCAAUUAAAGAGGGCAGUUCAUCUGCAGUUGCUUCCUGACUCAUAACCACACCUGGAGGUCCCCGCCCACGGAUCAUGGUCUUGUUUGUAAGCCAUAAUGUGCACACUUGGGAAAUAAAUCAGAAGGGAACAAAUGUCCUACUAAUGCCAGGAAUUGAUGUAAGUGUUUUGUUAGUUUUGGACCUGGACCACUAAAGGAGACAAAGUUGACCUAGGCGACUGCUUUCCACCUGUGAAUCUCCAAGUCUUCAAGAACCGAGGCUCUACAUCGUUGAGACUGCCGUUUACGUGUUUACUCCUGGUUUUCUGAUGCCCACGGAACAGAGGUCCUACAAGGUGAAAUGGUUCGACCUCCUUGGCGAUUACCAGAUUCAAAAAUACAUGCCUUUUGUCCUGCUCUAUUUUCGUUGGGACAAUGUACACUCUCUGCAGUUGACACCUCCUACCACUUCCCGGGGUGGCUGGUUUCGGGAUGUAAAUCUUCAUAUUUCGUAUAUUGAUUUCUCUGUCAUUGAUUUCAUAUGUAUAAAAAGCUAUUUAUUUUUCUUUAUUAAAAAUACUGAACAUGCUGUGCAUUGCCAGGUUUUGUACAUAUUUUGUAAGAAGUGUUUUUCUUUCUCUAAAAAAAAAAAUCUGAGUGUCUUUUCAGUGCUUAUGUGAAAUAAAAAAA
Messenger RNA from Synchiropus splendidus (mandarinfish), 4007 nucleotides. RefSeq names its product protein phosphatase 1, regulatory subunit 26 (gene ppp1r26). The coding region runs from base 283 to 3282 and encodes 999 amino acids. Gene Ontology annotation, molecular function: protein phosphatase inhibitor activity. The record is from RefSeq and is a predicted model, not a curated record. Gene Ontology annotation, biological process: negative regulation of phosphatase activity. NCBI's taxonomy places the organism in Eukaryota, Metazoa, Chordata, Actinopteri, Syngnathiformes, Callionymidae. The transcript has 3 exons.